Molecule: messenger RNA, 5031 nt
Organism: Hyalella azteca
Lineage: Eukaryota; Metazoa; Arthropoda; Malacostraca; Amphipoda; Hyalellidae
Gene: Spt
Exons: 15
Coding region: 81-4139 (1352 amino acids)
Biological process (GO): cell-cell adhesion; cell migration
Cellular component (GO): catenin complex; adherens junction
Molecular function (GO): beta-catenin binding; actin filament binding
Source: RefSeq, a predicted model, not a curated record
CCCUGCUCCUCCAUUACCUGAUCGAGGGUUGCGUUCAGCGGUUGGACUACACCGUGCUGAAGCCGUUGUUGCCACCCAAAAUGGAGUACAUAUUUCCUGACAUCGGGAAAUCCUGGUGCAAGUUCUUCAAUGAAAAGGAGAACGACAGCCAUAAAACAGACCUCAUGGAACCAAAGAAGGUCAUGUCUGCCAUCAGUGCCAUGCCAUCGGCCAUCUUCCUUCAGGAUCAGGUUGCCAUCCUCAAGGCACAUCAAGGACAGGAGUGUGAUGCAAAAACUAUUCUACAACUACAGCAAUUGUGCUCUGCUAUUCAGACAGCUGCUCGGCUGCUACUAAGAGCCCUUUCUCCUCCAGCUGCUCUAAUUGCCCGGGUCACCACUCUCCUUGAGCAGCUCAGCAAUCUAACUACAGAGCUUCAUCGGGAUGGCGGCAUUGAAGUUCGUGACAACAGUGAAGUAUGGCGAGACCUGGGCUGCAGUUUUGAGGACCUAGUGUCCUCCAUUCUUAAGUGCUUAGAUCUAUGGCUUGAGAAACGGCUGGGUGAGCUUCACACUCAUCUCAGUGACAUCAAGAAUGCCGUCAAGAAUCUAAGAACUGAGAUUCUGUCAAAAUUUAUAUGCAAAGAUGAGCUUUAUUCCCUUGUGCUAACUGCAGUGCGAAGAAUAUCGGGAGGAGUGCAGAAGAUUCAAUGUUGGAUGCUAUUCAUGCCUGACCAGUCUAAAGAAAUUUUAAGCAUUUGGAUGAUGCAGUUGUACGCUGUGAUACUGAUGUUACCUCAAGCUACUGUUGUGUUAGCUCACUGUCACUGUACAAAUGAACGAAAUGCAAAAAUAUUGAACAAGUCUUGUGCAAGUUUACUUGUUGUUCUCAAACGACUGGAAGAAAUCAUGGAUGAAAUUCGCUCUACAACGUCCUUGAAAUGCGUAAAUGGGAACAAAAAAUAUGACGAAAAUUCUCAGGGUGGCUUCCUGAAAGCUGUUGAUGAAGUUCUUGAAUUGUUGAGCCAAACUUCCCUACGUCCUGAUGACCAAAAUGUUCAGCCUGAACAACAAAAUACUGAAGUUGAUGAGGUGUUGAAUAGAUGCUCCAAAGAACAAGAAUUUUCUCGUCACCCAAAAAUUUCCGAUGGUAAUUCUAUUGACGCACAUCGUGUUGAUCUGAAGAAAAAUUCUCCAAGCAAAUGUGUUCUUGAUAACUCAACUCCUCUGAGCCAGCGCGUCAAAGGACCCCUGGAAGAAAUAUUGCGUCAUGUGAUCUCUAUUGCAUAUUGUAGUUCACAGGACGACAGUAAGAUCAUCAUGUCGCAAGGUGAAAAGUUGCUUUCCUGCUUGAAGAAACUCGUGGAUGUUGAGUCCUCAAAUUUACACAUCAGCAAACAAGACUUCGCAGCAACAGAUGGUUAUGAGCUGGAUUUUAUGAUGGCAUGUGAAGAUCUGUCCGAGUGCGUGGAGAAGUUGGAGCAAACUGCCAACACUUGUCUCAUUCGCUGCUAUGUGCGCUCUUUUGCUAGUGUCACGGAGCCUUUCAACAAACUUAUUAGCUCCUACAGAGCUGAGAGUGAUUCGUGCAAGUCCCGCGAUGCAAGCUCAUCACGUUCUCUCCCACACCUGCAAGAAUGCGUUGCUGAUCUGGAUGAGCACAUUGACAAAAUAUUUCAGAUAGUGGCUUUUGCGGCUGCAUCUUCUACUGACAAGUCUCGGAGCAGUACUGUGCGUCACUGCCUGCUCAGCUUGGAGUGGCUGGAGUCUGAACUCGUCACAUUCGUGCUUCAGCAACACGCUCACCCCCAAACCAAAGACGACUCGGACACGUGGUGCUCCAAGCAGCACAUCGGAAUGCUGACGAAGCAUUGGACGGAGGCGGCUCUUGUUUUACAGCGUUGCCUGGAUGCGUCUCUAGACCCUGCUGCCUUUGUAAUGGUGACCCAGAGUGAAGUGCACGCGGCCUGGUGGGAAGUGAAACAGAACUUGUAUUCUCAGGACGUGGCGAUUGUACACGAACCUGUAAGGCGAGUACUGAACCUUGUGAAGCGUGUCGUCGUCGACAUGGAUGCUGCAGAUGGCUUCUUGAACGACCUGCAGAAGGAACAGUUUUCCAAAGCAAGACAAGAGCUGAAUCGGAGCAUGACAAGCGUUUUGGGUGCUCCUGAGAACCUACGUUUACGUCGUUCACUUCUGAAGCGCGUGCAGCUGACUCUCACGUUGCUCACUAGGCUGUCAUCCUCCCUGCACAGCUCAACACUCAGGCAAAAUAGUGCACUUCAGCAGCAUGUCAUGCAUCCCAACCUGGACGCUGCCAAGAGUAACUACGCUGCGGAAAAGAGAAAGAUCACUGUGUCCAAAACUGUCUCUACUGAACAUGCGCCCAGUGAUUGGUUAUUCUCAUCCGACAUCGCGAACAUUCCUCGUGACGUAGCUACUCCGUUUCAAAAUUCAUCGCUAUCUGGAAAAAUUCCUGUCACAUCAAGGACUCCUUGCGUCAACCUUACCGAUGAAGCAUCCUGUUGUGGGAAGGACAUUACUGAAGAUGCAACAUCAGCUGUCAAUUCUAACCCAACCCCUAAACUUAAUUCUGAGUCCAGCGUGGCAAAAACUAAUGGCAAUAUAAAAUCUUAUCUAAAUAGUGAAGAAAAUAUAGAAGACGUGCACUUUGCCUACGAAAAUAGCGAUAACAAGACAACGUGUGGAGAUGAGAGGAAAAACUCUUGUGUCGUUUCUUCUGUUCGUGAUGCGCUCUCUCCCCCUACUCCCAAUUUCUGGUGUAAUGUUGAGAACGGCUCUGUGGAUAGCAUGUGCGACGACACAACUUUUGACCUCACUCGUCUGCUGGCCGCAAAUCCUCAGGACGCUUCCGUCAGGUCCUCCAUACGCGCCUCCGUCAGGAGCCGACUUCUUAAAGGUUUACGCGGCGCAUCCGGCAGAGGCUUAUCGCCAAGAGUAAAAGGCAUCAAUGUUGAUCUCACCGGAUUCCUAAGUCCUGCCUCAAAAUCUACUGUUGCGAAUGGGGGUGUGAGAUGUCAACCUUCUCAACUGCCUCCGCUUCCGGCAAGAACUGCUCGUCGCAUUGAGACCAACAACAAACCUCAUGUAGAGGACCCAAAUUCUUUGCCGCCGGUUGGUGAUUGUGUUUCUGUGAUCGAGGAACUGAGCAAGGCACAAGUCGACGUUGAUGAGGAGCAUCACCCUGCGGAGGAAGAGCAAGGUUUGGUGACCACGUCGCUUGUGCAAGAACUCACAGGAUUGUUGGAGAAUUUGACAAGUCUGGCCUCGAGCUUUACCUCUUGCUCUCCUGCUUGUGACGAUGAUGGCAUCAGUGCCUCCAAACCUGCACGCCAGAAUGCGACGCAAGAAUCCUCUGAAGUCCAAAGCAUUCAAACUUCAAGUAACAAAUCUACUGCUAUUAUAGAUGACACAAGCUUAGGUUAUAUCCUGGAAACGUUUGAAAAGUCUGACCAGGCAACGAAAUUAGUAAACGAGUUGCCAAAGGAUGGAAGUGAAGUCCUUCGUGGCAUCAAGCUUCACGGAAUUUCAUUUUCUCCCAAAUUCCCUGAUAUCGAGUCGAAAGAUUCAGGCGAAAUCUCCUUUGAUAUCUCCCAUCCAUUGCCUACUGACAGCAAAAAUUUAACUGGAAACUCGGCCGUUUGGGAAAAUUUUACUCUUAUCGUUGAUGACGAAACUACUCAGCAACGCCGAAUGUUGAAAUUUGUUGAUAAAUUCAUGAGCACUAAUCAAGUAGUUGCCUCUUUGAUUCAAGAAGUUGACGAAGAGUUUUCUGGCGAAAGGAAUCUGCAACAUCAUUCUAAAAAAUCAAACGAUGAAAGCAAGAGCACUAUUACAGCUUUUGUUGAAACGAGUUCAAAGUCUAAAUGUAUUGAAAAAAUUCAUCAUGCAAAUAGUGACUGUGACACCAAGCAAACCUGCCAAGGGACUUCAUCUGUAUCUACUGCCAGUCAAGAGACAAGCGCCGUUACUGCGUCUCAAGUCUCUUAUUCAAUGAAUGGCAUUGCUUCUUUCAAGUCGAGUGUGGCUUCUGUUGCUACUCCAGAUAGUGUUGCAAUUGAUUCACCGCAAAGAAUGUUUGAUAUUCAGACUUUGCGUUCUAAAUUGGCUAAAUUGAGGUACAAAUUUAGCCGGUACUAGUUUUUUUUUCACUCAAGGUCAGUUCUUGUUGCAUGUUCGCAUCUUCUUGUUCGAUGCGAACAUGUAGCAUUAGUCGGGUAACUUAAAUAUUUCGACAGCCCAACAACACAUUCUCUCAUUUAGAGAAUUAUGAUAAUUUGGUUAUUCUUCCGUAGGCUUUAAACUACUGGUUUUUCAGUUAUCGGUGUGAAUAAUGAACGCUUUUAUCUGUUGGUCCCCAAAAGUUUUAGAGCAUAGAGGUAGAAGAGGUUUAGAAAUUUUAGAGCAACCUCGUGUGAAAUGGCAUUCCGUCCAAAAAUUAUAUCUGGCCUCAUGUUGACUUGAAAAGUUUGUUUUAAGUGUUUAAUUUUAAAUGAUUUACAGGAAAAUAUGUGUCUUAAUUCAAUUUUAUGACUUUUAAGCUUUAACAGUAUCUUCAGUCAGUUUUAACACAGAAGUUUAAUAAAUAUUCAGUUUUCUUAACCUUAGGAGGUCUUAUUUAUGAGUUUCUUUCUGUAUGAUAAGCAAUAAGCAGCGCAGUGCAGUCUGACGAAAAAUUGGGAAUGACGUUGGUACGUAUACCAGUUCUUUCUCUCGUAAGGAGCGUAGGAAACGUUAUGUUACAUCAUAAUAACAUGAUUUGGGCGCUAAUACCGUCGUCGGUGCUGCGCCGUAUCUUAACCAAGUAACCAAUAACAUGAUUUGAGUUUAAAUAAAUAUGUACCUCAACCUUCCUGUAGAUUUCGGGUCAAAAUGACCUGCAUUACCGUCCCGAUGUCCACAGGGCGUAGGGCGUGUACCCGAAAUGAAGACAAAAGUAGGUAUAACUCCACGCCUAUGAUUAGUCAUGAAAUGCAUCGGAUCCUAACCGAAUCGACACAGAAACGACUUUAAACCUACCGUCCGUUGAAAA